AUGCGAGAUGUUCUCGAGGGCCAUGUACCAGCCCCGCCAACCACAAACGUCCAACAGCCAUCCGUCCUGCUCUCCCCGUCUUCCGACGACGAUGAUAAGAAGGCCCCCUACGACGUGACCACCGCUCCGGUGUCCGACAUCCCCCCUCUGGGGGUGGCGAGCGAGGAGAAGCGGUUCUGGUGGCAGCGCACGCGGGGCUUUGACGGAGAGGCCGUGGCGACGCUGCCAUCCGUGUACGACGACCCGGACACGGCCAAGCGAUACCAGCCACGCAGUGACUGGGAGAACUUGCACCGUUUCGACCCGCUGGCCCGCUGGUCUUGGAACGAGGAGAACCGCCUCAUUCGCAAGAUUGACCUGCGCAUCAUGGUGUUCGCGUGCAUCAUGUUCAUGUCUCUCGAGCUUGACCGCGCAAACCUGUCGCAGGCCGUUACGGAUAACUUUCUGGGCGACCUUGGGCUGACUACGAAUGACUACAACCUCGGGAACACAGUCUUCAAGCUUGCGUUCCUCUGCGCGGAGCUCCCAUCCCAGCUUGUCAGCAAGUGGGUGGGUCCCGACCGCUGGAUCCCAGCCCAGAUCAUGCUCUGGAGCUUCGUCUCGCUUAGCCAGUUCUGGUUGAGCGGGAGGCAGUCGUUUCUUGUCUGCCGCGCGCUUUUGGCCAUCUUCCAGGGCGGUUUCAUCCCAGAUAUCAUUCUAUACCUGUCGUACUUCUACAAACACCAUGAACUUACUCUGAGGCUGGGCUUCUUCUGGACUGCCAUGUCCCUUGCCGACAUUGCAGCCAGCCUCCUAGCUGCUGGUAUCCUUCAUCUGAGGGGUCACAAUGGCCACGCUGGGUGGAGGUGGUUGUUCCUGAUAGAAGGACUGCUCACCUUUGUUGUUGGGGGUUUGGCUUUCGGUCUAAUGCCAGCGUCCCCGACACAGACAGCAAAUUGGUUCAGGGGGAAGAAAGGAUGGUUCAGUGCUAGGGAGGAGACCAUCAUGAUCAACCGGGUUAUCCGUGACGACCCCAGCAAGGGUGACAUGCAUAACCGGCAGCCCAUCACUCCGAAGCUGCUCUGGCAGAGUCUCAAAGAUUACGACCUCUGGCCGCUGUACGCCAUCGGGCUUACCUUCCAGAUUCCGAUGACGCCCCCUGCCCAGUACCUGACGCUGACACUGCGCGGCAUCGGCUUCGACACGUUCCACACCAACCUCCUCGUCAUCCCCAGCACUGUCCUGCACAUGUGCACCCUGAUGGCGCUGACGUACGCCGCCGAGAUUGUGGGCGAGCUGACGUUCGUUUCCAUGAUAGCCCAGAUCUGGGCGCUCCCGUUUGUCGUCUACAUCUACGCCAACGACAUCACCAAGAUCAACCCGUGGGUCGCGUGGGGGGUCCUGACGGUGCUGCUCUCUUAUCCUCUGCCCCACGCCAUCCAAGUGGCCUGGAACUCCCGCAACUCCAACACGGUCCGCUCGCGCACCGUCUCGGCAGCCGUGUACAACAUGAUGUGCCAGGCCUCGGGCAUCAUCGCGUCCAACAUCUACCGGGCCGACGACGCGCCGCGCUACCGCCGGGGCAACCGAGCCCUGGUCGGGGCCGUGUGCAUGAACUUUGGCAUCUACUUCCUCACCAAGGCGUACUACGUCUCGCGCAACCGGAGCAGGGACCGUAAGUGGGCGGCCAUGACGGACGACGAGAAGAGGACCUACCUAGAGACGACGACGGACCAGGGAAACAAGAGGUUGGACUUUAGGUUUGCGCAUUAG
This is a messenger RNA of Phialemonium atrogriseum, 1752 nucleotides long. RefSeq names its product major facilitator superfamily domain-containing protein. Bases 1 to 1752 code for a protein of 583 amino acids. Gene Ontology annotation, cellular component: membrane. Gene Ontology annotation, biological process: transmembrane transport. Gene Ontology annotation, molecular function: transmembrane transporter activity. Lineage: Eukaryota; Fungi; Ascomycota; Sordariomycetes; Cephalothecales; Cephalothecaceae. The record is from RefSeq and is a predicted model, not a curated record. The transcript is spliced from 8 exons.